AUGGCAUCCCGUCUCGUCGUGUCCGGCAUCGCGAUGCCCCGCACCGCGGCGGCGGCGCGCCCGGUGCAUCGCGCCGCGUCGCCCUCGCCCUCGAAGGCGUCGCGCGCGACGAUCGGGAUCGGCCGUCCCGUCAAACGCAACCGAUCGCAACCAUCGACCGCCGCGUCCGCCGUGGAGCAGGCGUCCGGCGCGUCCACGUCGUCCCCCGUCGACUGCCUUCCGGCGCUCCCGGACGACUCCUUACCCGACGCCGUCGUCCAGUUCCUCCGCCGCGAGGGGAGGCACGCCGUCUUCUCAGCCACGAAAGUCGGCGUCGUCGAGGUGAACGAGGUGGAGGGGGGCCGAUCGCUUCGCGAGUACAUGUCUCUGCCGGCGUCGCAGUACAGCACCUUGGACGGCGAACGGGUGGAGCGCGUGGGCGACGACACGUUCGUGUGCACGCUCGGUGCCUUCGACUUCUUAGGGUUCCGGCUGCAACCCGUGCUGACCGCGAGGGUCGACGUCAGGCCCGACGGGCAAGGGUGCGUGAUUCGCGUCGUGAGCGCCGAGAUCCACGGCAGCGGCGUCGUGGAGAGCGUAAACGGGAUGUUCGAGAUCGACUCCGUCAACAGAGUGGGCUGGAACGAGCGGUGCAAUCCGGGCACCGGCCAGUGCGAGAUCGCGUCGGAGACCAAGGUGACCGUCUAUCUCCUCGUGCCAAAGUGGUUUCCGUUCACGGUCAAGGCGACGGAGCGGACGGGCAACUUUGUGGUUUCGCAGGUUGUGAACCAGGUGGUGCCUCGGUUCCUCUCGCAGCUCGUGACGGACUACGAGGCUUGGGCCGCCGGCGACGAGAGCAGGGAGGCUAAGGGCGCGGACCUGUUCGCCGUCGACCUCGAGACGAAGUGAUACCGUAUAAGUAAGGGGACGUGAAGGGGUCGGGUGGUGGGGGGGCACGCGAGGGUACGUAGCUCGCCGAUGAAAUGAUGCGUCGUGUUAGUCGU
Messenger RNA from Micromonas commoda, 983 nucleotides. RefSeq lists its product with no specific name. The transcript is spliced from 2 exons. The coding region runs from base 1 to 888 and encodes 295 amino acids. The record is from RefSeq and is a predicted model, not a curated record. Lineage: Eukaryota; Viridiplantae; Chlorophyta; Mamiellophyceae; Mamiellales; Mamiellaceae.